Molecule: messenger RNA, 500 nt
Organism: Lingula anatina
Lineage: Eukaryota; Metazoa; Brachiopoda; Lingulata; Lingulida; Lingulidae
Source: RefSeq, a predicted model, not a curated record
ACGAAUUUAGGAGGCAUGACAGUCAUAAAGGUGUUAAAAACUUUUAAAAAAUCAUUUGUAUGUACAGCUGGCGGUCUCACAUCGUAUUUGCAAGUAGAAUCCAGAUACCCUGACAGUCUACUGAGCAUACUGGAGUUCGAAGACGCCCAGGCACACGUGGAAAUAGAACGGGUCUCGUUUGUUAGGUGCGAGCUGUCUUUCAGGAUACUCACUCCACAGGUGGACCCAGUAGAGCGGAGACGCAACAGUAUGUGUGGUGCAGGCGCAAGGUCGAGCUUUUAUAAGACAUGGAAGCAAAAUACAUGUUUGAUGCUUAACCCCACCGAGAUACAGCACACCAUGCCCCUUCAAGCAACAUAGGCUUCGGUGUACCCCAGGAACCCUACGACCAAUUAUUAUACAGCUAUUAUAUGAAAGCUGAAUAAAUACUUUUGACAUUUCAUGUUUUGUUUUUCAUUGAUAAAGACAGAAGUAAUGGUAAGGGGGGUGGGCGAGAAGGA